CACAGAUGUGGGAUAUUGAAUGUUUUCAUGGACUCACAUUAUAAAUAAACAAUAUCCUAGACUGUUAAGUGAAGAAUGAUGGGUGACACAGGUGGUAAUGUACUGCAUAUUGGAGAUAUUGUGUCCCUGUACGCAGAAGGGACUGUUUCUGGAUUUUUAAGUACUUUAGGAUUGGUAGAUGACAGAUGUGUAGUAUGUCCCGACGCAGGCGAUUUAUUGAACCCACCGAAAAAAUUUCGGGAUUGUCUGUUCAAAAUAUGUCCCAUGAACAGAUAUUCCGCUCAAAAACAAUUUUGGAAAGCUGCCAAGCAAAGCAUGGGUCCGAAUACAGAUCCCAAUCUUAUAAAAAGGCUCCAUCAUGCUGCAGAAAUAGAGAAAAAACAAAAUGAUACAGAAAAUAAAAAAUUAAAUGGGACCAAUGUUUUAUAUGGGAACGUAGUCCAGUUGCUGCAUCUAAAAUCUAACAAGUACUUAACAGUAAACAAAAAGUUACCAGCACUUCUAGAAAAAAACGCCAUCCGAGUUUACUUGGAUGGAAGUGGAAAUGAAGGAUCUUGGUUUUACAUACAUCCUUUUUAUAAACUCCGAGCUACUGGAGAUAAUAUAGUCUUAGGGGACAAAGUUAUAUUAAAUCCUGUAGGACCUGGUCAACAACUGUUACAUGUCGCAGCCAAUCAUGAGCUAGUGGAUAAUCCUGGAUGUAAAGAGGUGAAUGUUGUAAAUGGAAAUACAUCAUGGAAAGUGACGUUAUUCUUGGACUACAAGGAAAACCGUGAUAAUAUUCUCAAAGGCGGGGAUGUUGUUAGGUUAUUCCAUACAGAGCAGGAAAAAUUCUUAACAAUGGAUGAAUAUAAAAAGCAUUCUCAUGUGUUUUUAAGAACUACAGGCCGUACAAGUGCUACAGCGGCAACUAGUAGUAAAGCAUUGUGGGAAAUAGAAGUGGUUCAAAAUGACCCAUGCCGUGGUGGGGCAGGUCAUUGGGACUCUUUGUACCGUUUCAAACAUUUAGCCACAGGACAAUACUUAGCCGCCUCUCCAGAUAUUGAGGAAACUGACAAAUCAGACCCCAGCGAAAGUUCCAAAUACCAUUUGGUACCUGUUACCCAUCCUUAUGAACGAAACGAAAUAGCAUCCCUGUUUGAAUUGGGACCUACCAACCUGCCUCCAGCCGAUUCUUUAGUUCCCCAAUCUAGCUAUGUUAGAUUGCACCAUAUUUUUACUGAUACUUGGGUUCAUUCUACUUCUAUACCUAUCGACAAGGAAGAAGAAAAACCGGUUAUGUCAAAAGUUGGAUGUGCUUUGAGGAAGGAGGAUAAAGAAGCUUUUGCUUUAAUUCCUGUCUCACCAGUGGAAGUUCGUGAUCUGGAUUUUGCUAAUGAUGCAUGUAAACUUUUAUCAUCUUUGUCCGUUAAGUUAGCUAAUGGGACGUUAUCUCACAGUGAAAGAAGGUCAUUGACAACUCUUUUGCAAGACAUUGUGUAUUUUGUCGCUGAAUUAGAAAACGAACAAAAUAAAACGGAAGCUUUGGAUCUUAUGGUCACCAAUCCAAAUAGAGACAGACAAAAACUUUUGAGAGAACAGGCUAUACUCAAGCAGUUAUUUAACAUUCUUCAGGGCCCCUUCUUGGAACAAAAAGACGAACCACCAUUCCUAAAAAUAGACGAACUAAAUGAUCCUCGCCAUGCUCCUUACAAAUACAUAUUCCGCCUGUGUUAUCGCAUUUUAAGGCUUAGCCAACAAGACUACAGAAAGAAUCAAGAAUACAUAGCCAAACACUUUGGAUUUAUGCAAAAACAAAUCGGCUAUGACAUACUCGCUGAAGAUACUAUAACAGCUUUGCUUCAUAAUAAUAGAAAACUAUUGGAGAAACAUAUAACGCCUGCGGAGAUUGAAACAUUCGUCGGCUUAGUGAGGAAAAACAUGAACAAUUGGGAAAGUAGAUUUCUGGACUAUUUAUCAGAUCUUUGCAUAUCGAAUAAAAAAGCAAUACCAGUGACACAGGAGUUAAUUUGUAAAAGUGUACUAAGCCAAAAAAACUCCGAUAUUCUUCUAGAAACAAGAAUAAUGAAAACACAAGUAGAACUUCAUGAAGUUGCGGAAGAAGAUGAAACUUUAUUAGAUGAUAGCUUGGAUAAUUUAAUUACAGUUGUAGAGGAUUGUCAAGUGAUUCUCUUGUGGAACAACAGGCAGAAGCAAAUGGCUUUAACAGACUUGUGCAGAAAUGCAAAAAAGGGCGGUAAAGACGAUCAAGCUAUCUUAGAUUAUUACAGACACCAAUUGGAUUUAUUUUCAAACAUGUGCCUUAACAGGCAGUAUUUAGCUUUGAACAAUUUGUCUCCCCAUUUGGAUAUCGAGCUGAUUUUGAAAUGCAUGGCAGAUGAAAAUGUCAGUUUUGAUCUGCGAGCUUCAUUUUGUCGACUGAUGCUUCAUUUACAUGUGGAUAGAGAUCCACAAGAGCCAGUUACACCUGUGAAAUAUGCCAGAUUGUGGUCUGAAAUACCAUCUUUGAUGUCCAUAAAUGAUUAUGAUUGCAACAAAAUGCCUGAUCCCAAUAAAGAAGUAGUUCGCGCAAAAUUUUCCUCCACUAUAGCAUUUGUUGGCGGUUACCUUUGCAAUGUUGUUGCAAAAAUGUGGUCCUUCGCUGAUCAGGAGCAGAACAAACUAACAUUCGAGGUUGUAAAAUUAGCCAGAGAGUUAAUCUAUUUUGGUUUCUAUAGUUUUUCUGAUUUGCUUAAACUAACCAAAACGCUUUUGAGUAUUUUGGAUUGUGUUGCCGAAUCAGAUCUUGUUGAUGGAAGAAUACCUAUUGGUGAUAUUGAUUUUGGAGAGGAGAAUAAAAAUCCCAAAUGUUCGGAGCAAAAAGCUGAAGGUGGUGUGCUGAGGAGCAUAGGGGACAUGGGAGCGGUAAUGACAUCUCUAACUUUAGGACCAAGUGGUAGACCUUUAGCAACAUCAAAUGUGGGUUCAAAAUCUUCAAUGUAUCACAAAGAAUAUCCUUUAGUGAUGGACACUAAAUUGAAGAUUAUUGAAAUUUUAGAGUUUAUAUUAGAUGUUCGUUUGGAUUACCGAAUUAGUUGUCUCCUAAGCAUUUUUAAGCAAGAAUUUGAUGAAUCUGAGAAACAGAACGGCGGAAAUGUUAAUUUGGGUCAAAAAAAUAUUGAUCUGGAAUUAAUAGGCAGUCAUGCAGAAGGCAUUUUUGGAAGUAGUGAGGAAUGCGCCGUUUUAGACUUGGACGGCCAUGGUGGGCGAACUUUUCUAAGAGUACUUCUCCAUCUGACAAUGCAUGAUUAUCCGCCCUUAGUUUCCGGAGCCCUUCAUUUGCUUUUUAGACACUUUAGUCAGCGGCAAGAAGUUCUGCAAUCUUUUAGACAAGUCCAGUUAUUGGUAUCUGACAGUGAUGUUGAAUCCUAUAAGCAAAUAAAAGCUGAUCUGGAUGUUCUAAGGCAAAGUGUUGAGAAAUCCGAACUCUGGGUUUACAAAUCAAAAAGUGAUGAACAUGGCUCUGGGAAAAAAAAUAAGGAAGAAGAGGAUGAUGCUCCACCAAGUAAACCCCCGAUGUUAAGUGUUUUAGAAAAAAAAGGAUCAGCUAUUAAUCUUGAUGUUGGUCCGCCGCUACUACAAGAGCAAGCCGAAGAAUAUAAGAAAAUUCAGCUGAUUUUGAUUCGAAUGAAUAAGUUAUGCACUCAAGAAUCUCCUAUGGUCAAACCAAGAAAGCAUGAACAAAGAUUAUUGAGAAACGUUGGAGUUCACACAGUGGUCUUAGAUCUUUUGCAAGUACCUUAUGAUGAAAAAGAAGAUAUUAGAAUGAACGAGCUAAUGAGGUUGGCACACGAAUUUUUGCAGAACUUUUGCUUGGGUAAUCAGCAAAAUCAGAUUUUGCUGUAUAAGCAGUUAGAUCUUUUCUUAAACCCUGGGAUAAGAGAAGCCCAAACUGUCUGCUCAAUAUUUCAAGACAAUCCUACGUUGUGCAAUGAAGAAAACGAAAAGGUCAUCCAAGAUUUUGUGCGUUUUAUCGAGACGCACGGGCGACAUGUGCAAUAUUUAAAGUUCCUCCAAACAAUCGUAAAAGCUGACAAUCAAUUUAUAAGGAAGUGUCAGGAUAUGGUAAUGCAAGAGUUGAUUAAUGCAGGCGAAGAAGUCCUAGUAUUCUAUAACGAUAAGGCUUCUUUCAACCACUUUGUUGAAAUGAUGCGAUCAGAAAGACAUUGCAUGGAUGAAAGCAGUCCCCUAAAGUACCACGUGGAAUUGGUUAAACUUUUAGCUUGCUGCACGAUGGGAAAAAAUGUUUAUACCGAAAUAAAAUGCCACAGUUUGUUACCUUUAGAUGAUAUCGUAGCAAUGGUAACUCAUCCAGAUUGCAUUCCGGAGGUUAAAGAAGCAUAUGUAGGGUUUUUGCACCACUGCUACAUUGAUACUGAGGUGGAGAUGAAGGAAAUUUAUACUAGCAACCAUAUGUGGACCCUUUUUGAGAAAUCAUUCUUGGUUGAUAUGGCUGAUAUUGCUACAGCUCCCAAUGACAGGAAACAUCCUGAUAAAGCUUUAGAGAAUUAUGUUACAAAUUGCGUAAUGAAUUUAAUAACUACUUUCUUCAAAAGUCCAUUCUCUGAUCAAAGUACCACAGUUCAGACAAGACAGCCGAUUUUUGUACAGUUGUUGCAAUCUGCCUUCAGAGUUUCGCAGUGUCUUUGGUUAUCUGCAUCACAACGCUUUAAUGUUGAAAACUGCAUACGUACGCUAUCAGAAGUUGCAAAAAACAGAGGCAUUGCUAUACCUUUGGAUUUGGAGAGUCAGGUGGCGCCUAUGUUCAAUAAAGCCAGUAUUUUAACAAGACAAACAAGCAAAUGGCUUACUGCCUCGAAGACGCCUAAAAUUGAACGUUCCCAGUCAACGUUAAUGAGACUAGAUAGAAGUAUCAUAGAGGGCCUACAAGACAUAGUUUCUCUCUUAGAAGAUCAAUUGAAGCCUUUAGUUCAAUCAGAACUGUCUCUUUUAGUAGAUGUUCUUUAUAGACCAGAACUACUUUUUCCUGAGGGCACUGAGUAUAGAAAACGUUGUGAGAGUGGGGGAUUUAUUAGAAGGUUGAUAAAACAUACGGAGAAACUACUAGAAGAAAAAGAAGAAAAAUUGUGUGUCAAAGUAUUACGGACUUUAAGAAAAAUGAUGACAGUUGACCCAGAUUACGGAGAGAAGGGGGAUGUUUUACGUAAUAGCUUGUUGGCACGAUACUUUGGGAAGAACUUCUCUCAAGCUCAUGAUAACACAUCUGUGUCAAGUUAUCAGGUACCUGUAACUCAUGGACCAGGAGCUAAAAUAAUCAGCAGAGCAAAUCAAACAUUACAUGAAGUUCAGACUCAUUUAGACAAGGAGGGAGCGUCUGACUUGGUUGUGGAACUAGUCAUAAAAUCAGUAAAUUCACCUUCAAUUUUUGGAGAAGCUGUUGAACUUGGCAUAGCUUUAUUGGAGGGGGGCAAUUCUACUAUUCAGAAGAGUAUGUUCAAUAAAUUGUUAGGAGGUGAUCUAAGCCAAGCAUUUUUCAAGGUCUUUCAUGAUAAGAUGCGGGAUUCCCAGUCUGAAAUCAAGUCAACUGUAAGCGUAAACACGUCAGACAUGGCAGCAAAGGCGCACGACGAUAAACAAGAUGGCAAAGAUCUUGAUAAAAUGUCAAAAAGGCAAGGCAAAAUAAACGGUAUUCUUAUCAGUGAUGAAUUACGAGAGGAACUGAAUCGUGCAGCUGAAUCUACGUCUCAAGCUUACGCGCACAUCCGAAAUAUGGCUGCCGGAGACGAAAAUUUAAUUUCUUCAAGUGCUGCAAGCGCUUUUGAAGACUUAUUAGCCGAAAAAUUAGAAAAACAUCGAGAGAGAGAUGAGCAAAAUGGGUUAUCUAAUAAAGUUUUAAUUAUGCAACCUAUAUUGAGAUUUUUACAACUCUUGUGUGAAAAUCACAAUCCAAAACUACAAAAUUUAUUGAGGAAUCAAAACAAUAAAACCAACUUCAAUUUAGUGUCUGAAACAUUAAUGUUCCUAGAUUGUAUUUGUGGAUCGACCACUGGUGGUUUGGGGUUAUUAGGUUUGUACAUAAAUGAGAAUAAUGUCUCUUUGAUUAAUCAAACUUUGGAAACUCUCACUGAAUAUUGCCAAGGUCCAUGCCAUGAAAAUCAAAACUGUAUAGCAACCCAUGAAUCAAGUGGCCUUGAUAUAAUAACAGCAUUAAUUUUAAAUGAUAUCAAUCCCUUAGGAAAAUCCAGAAUGGAUUUGGUAUUAGAAUUAAAAAAUAAUGCUUCUAAACUUUUACUGGCAAUCAUGGAAAGUAGGGGUGAUAGUGAAAAUGCAGAAAGAAUAUUAUCCAAUAUGAAUCCUAAACAAUUGGUCGAGGUUGCUUGUAAGGCUUUCCACCAAGAAACAAAUGAUGAAGACGAUGAUCUAGAUGAUUCUGGUGUAGAUGAUAUUGUAUCACCUAAGGAAGUAGGUCAUAAUAUCUACAUUCUGUGUCACCAGUUAGCCCAACAUCAUAAAGAACUGGCAAACUGGUUAAUACCCUCCGAUUCUCUGGACCCAAAGGUACAGAAAGCCUUAGAAUAUUAUAAUACCCACACAGCACAAAUUGAAAUAGUUAGACACGAUCGCACAUUAGAACAAAUAGUGUUUCCUAUACCGGAGAUUUGCGAGUAUUUAACUAAAGAUACAAAAAUUAGAGUCCUUAAUACUGCAGAAAGGGACGACCAAGGAUCUAAAGUAGCUGACUUUUUUGAGAGGACUGAUGAUAUGUUUAGUGAAAUGAAUUGGCAGAAGAAAUUAAGAGCUCAACCAGUUCUAUUUUGGGUGAGCAGUUACAUGUCCUUAUGGAGUAAUAUCCUAUUCAAUUGUGCCGUUUUAAUUAACCUUAUAGUUGCUUGCUUUUACCCUUUUCAAGAUCUUGUGCCACAAAUAAGUUCCACAAUCUCAGUACUGAUAUGGUUUGCAAUGUUAGUCUCAUCAGCCAUAGUGAUAACACUACCUAGGGAAACAGGAAUAAGAACAUUGGUUGCAUCUACGAUACUAAGGCUUAUAUAUUCACUAGGUCCUGAACCUACCUUAUGGUUACUUGGUUCAGUCACAAUUAUUUUGAAAGGCGUUCAUCUAGUCAGUAUUAUGGGAAACCAUGGUACUUUAACAAAAACCUAUUAUCAAAUUCUAACAGAUGCCGAACUAGUCUAUCAUUUGACUUAUUUAGUCUUUUGUAUGUUGGGACUUGCUAUGCAUCCAUUUUUUUAUUCCGUCUUGUUGUUCGAUGUUGUCUAUAGGGAAGAAACACUGUUGAAUGUCAUUCGAUCGGUAACUCGAAAUGGACGAUCCAUAAUUUUAACAGCUGUUUUAGCCUUGAUUUUGGUUUACAUGUUUUCUAUUAUUGGUUAUAUGUUCUUUAGAGAUGAUUUUAUUGUUAGUGUUAAAAAGAAAGAUGAUGAAACAUGUGAAGAAAUUUCUCAUCUAACUGGCAAGCAAUUUAAAGAAGACGAAACCCAUGAAUAUUGCCAGUUAAUAGAUCCAGGAGAGGAGAAAAAAGAGAGAGCCUGUGAUUCUUUGAGAAUGUGCAUUAUUACCACUUUAAAUCAAGGUUUGCGUAACGGAGGAGGAAUUGGUGAUAUUUUAAGAGCGCCCAGUAAUGAAGAAUCUCUAUUUGUGCCAAGAGUGGUAUACGAUUUGCUGUUUUUCUUCGUUGUGAUAAUUAUAGUACUUAACCUUAUUUUUGGUGUCAUCAUUGAUACUUUUGCUGAUCUGAGAUCAGAGAAACAACAAAAGGAGCUGAUUUUGAAGAAUACCUGUUUUAUUUGUGGAUUGAACAGAUCAGCGUUUGAUAACAAAACAGUAAGCUUUGAAGAACAUGUCAAAAACGAACACAAUAUGUGGCACUAUCUGUACUUUAUUGUCUUAAUAAAAGUGAAAGACCCAACGGAGUUCACUGGUCCAGAGAGUUACGUUUAUACUUUAGUCAAAUCUUUGAAUCUCGAUUGGUUUCCUAGACUGCGUGCCAUGUCUCUUGCUGCGGUAGAAGGCGACGGAGAACAAAUAGAACUUAGAAGUCUCCAAAACGUCUUGGAGAGCACUCAAUCGCUCGUCAAAAACUUGUCAAGUCAACUGAUGGAGCUUAAAGAACAAAUGGCUGAACAAAGAAAGCAGAAACAUCGUCUGGGAUUAUUGAGUUCAGCAUCUGCUUAUUUGCAAACCAACAACUUCUCUUAGGAGGAUAUAAUUUGGCUUGAAUAUAUAUUUUAGAAUCUUUAUUUUUUUGAGCUGUUACUGGAUUUGCGGUUAAACUUAAGACAUAUCGUGUCAGUAAUAGUGAUAUUAGAGUACAAUCGUCAUUUGGAAUAGCCAUUUAUAGUAGAAUGCAAAAUGGCAUGUCUCUUGGAAGGCUUUGAUCUGAUGUUUAUUUAGUGUUUUAUAUGUUUUAUUUUUAAUUUUUUUAAAGUUUAUUGUUUUUAAUUAACGUUAGACUGGGUUUAAGCAAUAGCGUUUCAUCCUUGUUGCUGCUCAUAACGCAGUAAAACGGCCUUACAAAUCAAGUAAUAGAGAGGGUAAGUUUUUCAAUAGAUAGAUAGGUACCCUGUUUAUCUAAGAAAUAGGAUUAAAAGGGGGUGUGAUCCUUAAAAACGACUUAAGCUACUUUAAUCAAGAAAAAAACAUCUAAGAUAUCUCGUGAGAACCGCAGUCCUAUAUUCAAAAUAUUAUCCGAGAAAAUUCCUUGUGAAGAUAAAUUAUGCAGGAACUUGUGACGUCACAACAGCCGAAAUCGCAGUCUUCUGUUCGUUCAGUCGUCAGUGAACCGUACCCUAUACUAUGAGUGGUUGCAAUUCGCUCUUACAACCUAGUUGUAACUUUAAACCGAACUAACUCGAAAACGGACCAUCGUAGCAACAUGCGGUUUAAAUAUUUAUUCUUAGAUUUUUUUGCACUAUAACUUCCAUUUUUGGGUCACACCCCCUUUAAUCAAUUUUUUAAAUAAAUGCCUAUUAAAAUAUUAAGCAGUUUAUCUCUUUACUACUUCACUCCUUUUUUUUUUCUACGAGUUCAAUAAUUUAGUGCCAUGCAAUGCACAAUGUAUCAAAACAUUAUAAAGAACUGUAACUUUUAUUAAUUUUUACAAAAUGACCGUAUCAUCACCCAAAUUCGAAAAAUGAUUGCGCUACUAUUUCUUAGAAUUUUGAGAAAAUGGAAUGCCAGUAUAAACCUUUUUUUUGUUUUUAUGCUGUAUUCGAAGUAUUUUGGUUUAUUAGAAUAGGUACACAUAUAUUUUUCGCAAUAAUGCUCUAAUUCUUCUCUGCUUUGUUAUCUUGACAGACGGUCUUUGACCUUUACAAUUAUUACACUGGACUCCAAACAAGCAUAAAUCUGAUCGGAUCGCCCGAAAAAUGUGAAAAUUCCCUCAACAAUAGCAUUUAAUGCACGAUUUGAAUGAUCAGAAAUAAGAAUUCUGUUGCCGUUGCGCUGAUCACGGUUUCGUUUCCAUUUUGUGUGCUUGUAGAAUGGAUGGAUGGCAAUAGCACUGACGACUUGGCAAGAGACUCUUGAGAAGACUCGUCCUAUUUUCAAAUGGUUAUUCGGGAUAAGCCUUUUGCCACUUUUUAUGUCUUCAAUCCUCCAUGUCUCCUGAUAGUUUUCAAACUGUGUCUCUCAGUAAACAUAAAAAUCAGUGAUACUUCAUCCUCACGCAUUUUACCGAAUCUAUUUAUACCAACUGGCUGUUUAGCACAGAAUUGUUUUUUAUACAUCAUUUACAUACCAGCAAAUAUUUGCUGGUCAAUGAGCAGUUUAUCUUCAUAAAAAAUUCAAAUAAAAUGUGCCUCAGCAACAGUUAAAGUUCGUGAAACUUUAUCGGUGUUAUUGCAAUUAUAGUAAAAAUUAGAGUCUGUUUAGGUUGAUAUAGCCUUAUUUCAUUCACUUAAAAAAGCGAUAAGUUUGUAAUUUUUGCUUUGACUUGACCAGUAUCGUGGAAGUGAAACCAAAUAGACGAGGACUUCCGUCCGUUAGACUAUCUUCGAAAUAUGCCAGAAAUACAUUUUUGCUAUAUUUUCCAGACAGAAAAGAACUUAUUUCGAGUCAGUUUUUGGAUAUGAAACAUCGCUUGCUAUGAUACUAACACUAUAAGAAAUAAGGUAGGUACCUAAAGUCUUCGAUGAUCGUAUAUCAAUAAAUAAAAUGAUGAAUAUUAUUUGAGCACGGUUUAAUAGUGUGAAAAUAUUUUAGGGUACAUGUUUAGGACUGUUUUUAUUUUAUUUCGGAACUUAAUUUCGAUUUUCCUAAUCACAAAAUAAAAUAACUCUCUUACCACUAAAUCGUAAAUAUGUAAUUAUUUUCUGUCCCUCAGAAACCCGGCGGGCCGAAAGGUAUCAAAUUGCGACCGCAAACAGGUGCUUUGCGGCCCGGUCGUACAUAAAUAUAUUUUUAUGCUACAAAAUCUGUGCUGUAAACUUAAUUAAAAUAUAUUUUGAUAUAAAUAAGAAAAUUUGAUCUCGAUUUUGGCUUAUGUAUUUUAUUCGUUUUAUCUAGUUUCCUGAUUAACAUUGAACUGGCCAAUAUUUUCGAUAUUUUCAUCACAAAACAUACAAUCAAUUAUAUAAAGUCGAAUUUUUGAAUAUUAUACAUUAGACUAGGUAUAGUGCUCAACUUUUUCUAAACUAUUAUCCGUUUUAUGAAAUACAUAAAUAUUUCUCAUAGGAAAUUUCAGAAAAUUUUCGAUUGCAUAAUAGUAGUUGUAAUCUCUAUAUAUUUUAUGUAGAAAAUUAUAAAAUAUUUGAAUUUUAAAUGUUUUGUGGUAGUUGGGUUGAUUUCUUUACAAGCAAUAUUUUUGUUGUACUUUUUAUUGUGCAAAUUUUGUCGAAAUAUAUUCUAUAAGUUGUUGUAAACAAAAUGAUGUUUUUUUUUAAUAAUUUUCUAGUACCUACCCCAGUAGCACAACAAUAUUGGUAAAAUAUUAUAUUUACAUAUUGGCCCAAGA
This is a messenger RNA of Ceutorhynchus assimilis (cabbage seed weevil), 10972 nucleotides long. Lineage: Eukaryota; Metazoa; Arthropoda; Insecta; Coleoptera; Curculionidae. The record is from the annotation of a GenBank genome assembly.